Molecule: messenger RNA, 2584 nt
Organism: Hyalella azteca
Lineage: Eukaryota; Metazoa; Arthropoda; Malacostraca; Amphipoda; Hyalellidae
Exons: 7
Coding region: 286-1089 (267 amino acids)
Source: RefSeq, a predicted model, not a curated record
UUCAACAGGGCAGGUUCGAACGAAUUGUUGCGAGACUUGAGGCAAUGCAAAUGCCUGGAGGUGUUGCGGCUGGGCAGAAUAACGCAUCUUAACUUCGCUCUUCUACGGAAGUUGCAAGCUCCUCUGAGAGAGCUCUCUAUCCGCAACGUUCAAACGUUAUCAAACACUGGACCAAGCAAUACCUUUGAAGACUUCCCUUUCAACUCUACCCUCACGACAUACCGCUUGUUCAACGUAUUGCACCCAGAUGUGGAAGCUUGGCUGCAGGCGGGUGAACUCCUCGCCAUGGCAUGCAAGUGUCCUGCGCUGACCCAACUCCAGCUUGAUUUCCACGCUUUUGCAGAGCCUCCCAAUUUCAAGACAUUCAAUAACUUGAAGGUGCUACAUUUUAUGCUUUAUGACGACGACAAGGAUGAAAUUGAGGUUCUUCUCAAAAGCGCUCUGCCUGACAUCGAGGACCUCUACAUCGAGUUUUACCCAGUAGAAGAAGUUCAUGACCUCACCGUAGACUUUUCACUUGCACCGACGUCGGUGAAGUCCCUAAUGCUGCCUUCUGUCGCACUGGACGAUGACUCGUACAAGUGCCUCCUGCGGAUGCCCAAGCUGCAGCGAGUCUUCGUCAAAAACAAGAAAUUCUCUCUGGCUCAGCUGAAACUACUCGUGGCCCACGUUCAGCUGGUCGAGAUCGGCGCCGCGAUGGUGACCGUGGAUCUCGCCACGGCGCAGGAGCUCACUGCGCUGCGCAGGAAGGCGCUGGCCGAGGGCAGGUUCAGGUUCCCCUCACUGUAUCUCGACCACGACGAGCCCCUCGUACUGCAUGUCAACUACACUCACCACGUGACCUUCGCAAAUCCUCUCAUCAAAAUCAAAGACCACAAGCUGGACUCGUACAUCUACGAGCGCGUCGGGUCGCGUCGCUUGGACAACGAGUGGCUGGGCUUCGGCUACGAUUUCUUCCAGCACGGGUUUGGCAAACUGCUCCUGGGCUCUGACCCUGAUGACGUGGACGAAUGGUACGACGACUACGUUGAACUUGACGAACACACCUCCAGCUCCGACUCCGACGAAUAUGAGGAAGAUAUGCUCUAGGGCGGCCAUCGUGAACACUGAGCCUAUGCUGGCUUGUGCUGCAGUUCUGUGAUACGACGAGUGCAGCUGACCAGGUCUGCUCCGCGGCGUCCAAGCAAUCUAGUCUUCUCAUUGUUCUGUUGUUCAUGCCAAAAUGGCGUCACUGAAGCGAGAGUCAGAUGUUUUCUAGUUGUUACGUUCAAAAUAAUAGUUAAGUUAAGAAAUUUGUAGGCUAUGGCUCUAUGUUCGAAUAAGGAGAAAGUUCAGUUGAAAAUAGGGAAAAAUUUAGUUUGAUGCUUUAUAUUUCAAAACCGACUUGUAGUAUAACAUGUCGCUGAACUAUUUAUGUAAUUCAAGACUCGUUCGAUUCAUAUCAGUUGAUAAUUGGAAAAACUCGUAAGUGUCAAUGGGCAUAAAUACAUCAGAACAGCCUCAGUUACGGCGGUAAUUGUCAGCAAGUUACGCCAAAAGUCAGUAAGUAAUAACAAGUGCCAGCAAGUCAAAAAAGUAUCAGCAAGCCACGGCAAGUGUCAACAAGUUAUAAUAAGUUUCAGCAAGUCACGAGUGUCAGCAAGUCACGACUAGUACCGCCAAGACAUGCCAAGUGUCAGUAAGUAACGGAAAGUGUCAGUAAGUAACGGCAAGUGUCAGAAAGUUAUAGUCCACAAUAGUCAGUCCACUUGUGACUUGCUUGAAGUCCACUUGCUUCUUGAAGCCUGAAUGCCGCUCCAUAGGUACAUCAUCAGCCAUAUUUUUUAAAGCUAUCAUAAGAGCGCUGGAACACUUCGGGGCAGUGACAGCGGCACUCAAGCUGUUGGGUGUAAGGCUGUAGCAGGAAGAGCUUUUCUAAAGGUUCCUGAUAGCGAGAUACAGCCGUCAACUAACUGGUCUGUUGUUAUAUGCGAAGCUUUUUUUUGUAGUGUCUUUCUCCUAAGUUUUAAAAACAAAUGUGAUCAGGGAAUGUUGAUGUCACUACAAUCAAAAGGUUGUUUCUUUAAAGAUUUUAUGAUUCAUCGAAAAAAAGCCAUCGAUGACAACGUUAAAAAGUUCUUCCAUAAUUUCUAAUAAGCUCUAGCAUUGUGCCUUUUGUUUCAAUAAAUAUGAGUUAAUCCAUAAUAGGAACUAAACUUUUACUUAUUAUUAACGUCAUUCGUGGCCUGAGUUAUCUUUAAACUUCAUACCCAAGGUCGAUAAGGCUUUGUAUAUAUUUUAUAUUGCAUUUUCCUGGUUUGUUCGGCAUGGAAGUUCGUGUAUUUGAAGGGCUCCUCCAUACUAUGGGGUAGUGACGUUGAGGAAUAUACCGUAGUUGUUUCAAAUGUUAAACAUAAGGCUUUGUUCUCAGCAACGACUGGCGUGUUUUUCUCUCUUUUCCUGAAAUGGAGACUUUUAUAUUGAACAAACAUUGUGAUCUCCGCAUUCUACCUGAGCAUCACGUAACAUGUGCAUCGGAAGAUUUACUUUACUUUUGUAUUGGCGCAUCCAUUAUUGUUUACAUUUAUUCAAUAAACAUGACGGA